Molecule: messenger RNA, 8269 nt
Organism: Lytechinus pictus (painted urchin)
Lineage: Eukaryota; Metazoa; Echinodermata; Echinoidea; Temnopleuroida; Toxopneustidae
Product: guanine nucleotide-binding protein G(o) subunit alpha-like
Exons: 8
Coding region: 1386-2450 (354 amino acids)
Biological process (GO): adenylate cyclase-modulating G protein-coupled receptor signaling pathway; G protein-coupled dopamine receptor signaling pathway
Cellular component (GO): heterotrimeric G-protein complex
Molecular function (GO): mu-type opioid receptor binding; GTPase activity; GTP binding
Source: RefSeq, a predicted model, not a curated record
CUUUACCGCUGAGUGAGCAGAGGAGUGCAGUGGGGAAGGUGCGGUGAAGAAGCGAAAGCAAUCGAAAUCGAGCUAGCCGUGAGAAACAGUGCAGUGUCGUGUACAAGAGUCUAGGAGAUUCUCGCAGGUUCACGAUCAGACUAUUUAUCGCGGUCUGGCAACCUCUUCUGGGUAGCGUUGUUCAGUAGUUCAUGGCCAUCUUCAAAAGCUGUGGAUAGAGGGAAUAAAGGUACUCGAUAGCUCAUCUGCUACCCAGUGGACGGUGAAUUAUAAACAGCGACUACCAUGAAGAAUAAAUAUUCUCAUUGAUGCGGAUGUUGUUGUUUUCGGGAGAAAUUUAUAUAUUCUGCAUCUAUAUGGAACAAAGUUAUGCGUAGGUGAUGAUGCCUAAAUUGCCGUCUACAGGACUGCCCUUGAGUUUAGCACUAUAACAUCCAUUUCCUUUCGGAAUGAAAUGGCGUAAGACAAAGAUGUUUUCUUAUGGUAUCGUGGAAUGUCUUUGAAGCAGGUUAGACUUGCGUUACAUUAUAUUGAAAGCAAAUAUGCAUUAUUUCGGUCUGACAUUCGUUCAUCUUUGACCAUUGCAAUACUUCAGGGGCAGAGUUACGAGAAAUCUCUAGGCUGGGCGAAGCGUCGCGUGUAUGACCGUUGUCCGUAGCCAGCUUAGCGACCUCGGUGUAUGGGAGUGCCACGCACAGCUUUCUCGCUUUGAUUAUUUUAUUUUCUUCCAGUCGCACCUGCACAAACCACCAGUUAGAGUCGAUUCGGAGCAUGCUUACCGUCUACGUAUCAGUGGACCCUGUUUGGAAUGUAUGGAUGUACGUGGAGAGGGAGUAAGAGACCCCCAUCUGGAUAGCUUUAAUACUAGGAGUUCUACAUCUUAUGAAGACAACAGUGAGAGACCGCUCUCACCAGCAACGUACCAUGCACUGGUGAAAGGCGAUUGUCCCAAUACGGCAUCCAGGCGCUACGUAUAGCCGCCAUUGUUGUAGGGAAUCGUGUGUCAGUGGCCACCGUACUACUACGGCAGAUGUAAUUGCGAGAGUGUGUGUGUGCAUCACGAGGGUAGCCAGUACACAUUUCGAACACGGUACACCCCCUACGAGUCGAGUGUGUGCAGGGACUUGCAUAUAACGCACGCAUCCUCUACAUACACAAACGUCAUACAAACUCGGCACGCCCGAAUGCGAAAAAAAAAGAAGGGGGAAAAGCAAGGACCCUCAUUUCAGUGCAUUAACAAUAACAUACAUUUUCCGAGGAUUAUUUUUCUCUUUUUUUUUGUUCUUUUAUACAAUUUCUUCAUGAUUAGGAGAAUCUGUUGAUUUUUUGAAGCCGUGUUUGGGUUUGUUGGAGACACGGUAAGACGGGAAGGAGGGGAGAAGAAGAUGGGGUGUGCCAUGAGUUCAGAAGAGAGAUCGGCUCAGGAAAGGAGUAAACAGAUUGACAAAAAUUUGAAGGAAGAUGGACUCCAAGCUGCCAGGGAUGUCAAGCUUCUUUUAUUAGGUGCCGGGGAGUCUGGCAAAAGUACAAUAGUCAAACAAAUGAAAAUUAUACACGAGGAGGGUUUCACGGCGGAAGACUCUAAAGUGUAUAGACCCGUGGUAUAUAGCAACUUACUUCAAUCUAUGGUUUCAAUGCUCAGAGCGAGAGAAAAAUUCGAAAGUCCAUUCGGAGAGGAAGAACGAGAGGAAGAUGCCAAGUUAGUAUAUGACACAGUAAGCAAGCUCCAGGAUUCAGCCCCCUACAGUCCUUCACUUACAGCUGCACUCCAAAGACUCUGGACAGAUAGUGGCCUCCAAGAAAUCUUCAACCGAGCCCGGGAGUACCAACUCAAUGAUUCAGCCAAAUAUUUUCUAGAUAAUCUUGAUAGAAUUGGGUCUCCUGACUACCUUCCUAAUGAGCAAGAUAUCUUGAGAACACGCGUUAAAACAACGGGCAUUGUAGAAACACACUUCACUUUCAAAAAUCUACAUUUCAGGUUAUUUGACGUUGGAGGUCAGAGAUCAGAAAGAAAAAAGUGGAUACAUUGUUUUGAAGACGUCACAGCAAUCAUAUUCUGUGUCGCUUUAAGUGGAUAUGAUCAGCGACUUCUAGAAGAUGAUGUCACGAAUCGGAUGCAAGAAAGCCUAAAGCUCUUUGAUUCCAUCUGCAACAACAAAUGGUUCACUGAUACCUCCAUCAUUCUCUUCCUAAACAAGAAAGACCUGUUUGAAGAGAAGAUCCAGAAGUCACCAUUGACCAUCUGCUUUCCAGAAUAUGAAGGUGCUAAUGAGUAUCUACCUGCUGCUGGAUACAUACAGUUACAAUUUGAAGCACUGAACAAAAGCGCCAACAAGGAAAUCUAUACACAUAUGACAUGUGCAACGGACACCAACAAUAUUCAAUUUGUGUUUGACGCGGUCACUGACACAAUAAUAGCCAACAAUCUACGAGGGUGCGGCUUGUAUUGAGACUAGUAGGUAGAAUUUCGAUGGUUUUGCUCUUUUUCAUGGCAACCAAACAAGUUUCUUCUUUUGUUUUUCUCUCGUACAAACACAAGUGGAGAUAAUAAAUGUUUGUUUGUUCGUGCGCACGCUCGGGAGAAUGUUGUGUACGCGCUGUGUGCGAUGUGGAUCACGUGACACUGGAGCUGGAGAUGAAUGACGCCAUGUUGGUUACCUUCAUGUGAUCAAACCACUCUCACUUUUUUGUGAUUUCUAACCCGUGGGAUGAAGCGAUCAUGUAGUGCGUUCUCUCUAACCAUGUGGAUUUUGUGCGGAAUUGAAACCAUCACGACUUUCCUGCUGGAUCACCAUGCCCUGUCCAAAGUUACGAUUGGAUAUCAUCAGUCACGUGAUUAUAUAUGCUGUGCUGAUUGGAUAACGGUGUCAUUCGUCUGCAUCAUUUUAGCCAAUGAUGUCUAUUCCGAAUAUUUGGGUGCUUGUGAAAUGCUAAGCGCGCGAGCGCGCGCGUGUGUGUAUGUGUGUGUGAGAGAGAGAGAGGUGAAAAAGAGGGUGGUAACGAAGAGUAAGAAUAAAAUAUUGGGAAACUUUUCUAAGAUUAUUUCUAUGGUAUUCGUGUCGACCAUUAUCAUGUAUUUGAUCUCACGGACAGAAAAAAAGUGUGUAUAUAUUUUGCUACGACUUAUAACGUUUACGCCUUCUACGGAGAUCACUCAGUCAUUGAAAUACAACGCAACCACGUGACGUUUAGCUGAUCUUGUUUACCCACAAUUCAUUGAGAUAUGGAUAUCACUACCAUAUAAGGAGAAAAUCGAUGACCUGAUUAAUACCAACAUUAUUAGUUGCUUCUUUUCAUAAUUAUAUCAAAGUCGUGUCCCCUGACAACAUUUAGAUCGUGAAAGAGGAUGACUUGAAAAUCUGAUCAUUUCGCUUUUUACUACUACUACUACUAUGGACGCAGAAGGACCUAAAUAUAGGACUAUUUCGUGAGAAAAAAACGAACUACAUUUAUUUGUUGAGUGGUUGGGUAAUAUAUAAGUGUUGGUGUUGUUAUUAUUGUAAAACACACAUUGUGUUUCGAGAAGUAAGCUAUUUCGUAAGGUGCAUUUGCAAUGGGACUUGUGAUAUCCAAGCGUCUGAUUCUCUGUAAUUACUUCUGUUUCGCCGAUAUUUUAAUUACCUAAUUACUUAUUUUAAAAACUGUAGUUAGUCGCAUCGAAUUCUCUUCCUUUUCUUUGGUUUAAUCCACCCUUCCUGUACUUCUGUACUAUAUCAUUAUCGACAUAGUGGAUAUGUUCUUUUUUACCAAAUCAAUCUUUAUUGUGGCUGUUGUAUUUUGUUAAUUUUAUAUGAAUUGCACAUUCCGAUUGCAAAAAAAAUCGUCAUCAUUAUUGAUCGAACUUUCUUGAUCUUAAGUGAUUACUUUCACAAGAAUGUUAUAAAGUGGUAAAUACUUAAUUAAUCGUGUGUAAUUAAAUUGAUUUAUGGUUCCAUUAAAAAAGUAUCAUAAAAGAAAAAUCUCCCGCAGGAACAACUUACGAUUCUUUAUCCGUUUUAUUCCAGUUAGGAGAGGAUUGUGUGAUCUGCUGUUUUCGACAUUAUGCAAUUAUAUUAUGUAGUCAUCAUUCCAAUAUUCCCAUAAGCCUUAAUAGUUAACAAUGGAGAAUUCGAAAACAUUUUUGUUUGGCAGUUAGUGCAGACUUGUAAAAAAUAGUUUCUUUUUAUUUCGUAACGCCAAUAUUCCACGUUGAAUGGUACACUCUAAAAACACUGAGUAAAAUUUUACCCAAUAUUGGGUAAAAAGGGAACAUACAUGUUUGCUGGGUAUUUUUUUAAACCCCAUAUUGCGCUAAAUGCAUUUUUAAGGGUAAAUAUCAACGCAGCAUUGCGUAAAAUUUACAAAGUAUUUGGUAUCUUUUUUCCCAACCAACAUUCAUGUUUCCAUUUUUACCCAAUAUUGGGUAAACCUUUUUUUAGAGUGUAUCAACUUGGCCUGCUGGAAAGAAAACGAUAUCACACAGUGUGUUUACAUGGAGACUGUAUCACACACAGGAUACCUCUUAGGUGCAAGUGUUCACAAUCCGUUCACAAAGUCAUGAUUUGUUUAAAGGGGAAGUUCACCCUGAUGAAAAGUUUGGUGUAAAAAUAGCAGAAAAAAUAAUAAAAUAUAUUAAUGAAGGUUUGAAGAAAAUCCGUUAAAGAUUUAAGAAAGUUAUAAGUUAAGUUUUGGAUAUAUGACGUCAUGAACGAGCAGCUGCUCCGUAUGAUAUGUAAUAUAAAAUGAAUGAAUUUCAUUCUUUUUUUAAUGGUUCCUGAUUACAUCUGAGAAAAUGACAUUUCAUUGAUUUUUUUACCAUUCGCUAUGAAUGCUGCUCGCAUAUGACAUCACAAAUCAAAUGGUUAAAAUUGUAAUAACUUUUUUUAAUUCUUUGAUGGAUUUUUCUCAAACCUUUGGUAAUGUUUUUUUUAUUAUUAUAAUUCUGCUAUUUUGUCAGGGUGAACUACCCCUUUAACACAAGGAUAUUUUAAUUCAACAGUGUGAAGAAGAUUUCAUAAUGUGUUCUACACUGUGAAUACACUGAUGGACACAUUGUGUUCUAAAGCCGAGUUCCUUGUUCUUUACCCAGAAUACAACAUUCUGAUCAUGUAAUCUCAUAAUGUUGUACCCACUGAUAGAUUUAUAUCAUAUUUGUAAGCUUGAAACUUUACAACGCUCAUACCAUAAAUAUGUUGUUUAAAGGGAUGGUCCUUUAAAGGGAGCUGAAAAUAUUUAUAUCUUAAUGAAUAGAGUAAAGUUCACAGAGCAAAAUUAUGGACAUUUUAUCAAAAUCGGAUAACAAAUUACAAAGUUAUUGAAUUUUAAAGUUUAUCAAUAUUUUGUGAAAACAGUUAUAUGCACAUCAUCAUGAAUAUUCUUUGGGUAGGCUGAUGAUGUCACAUCCCCACUUUCCUUUUUUCUUAUGUUAUUACAUGAAAUCAUAAUUGUUUCAAAUAAAUAAAUAACUAAUGCACUUAAUCAGUUGUCAACCCAAUUGUUUUAGUUCUUGGUAGAAAAAAUUUGAAUAAACAUAUUUUUAUGAUAAAAUACAAAAGAACAAGUGGGGAUAAGACAUCAUCAGCCCACCUAAUAAUUAUUCAUAAAGACAUAACUAAUAACUGUUUCACCGGAAUAAUGCAAAUCUUUAAACUUCAAUAACUUCGUUAUUUGUUAUCCGAUUUGGAUCAAAUUUUCAGCAUUUUGCUUGGUGAAUUUUACUCCAUUUAUUGAGAUAUAAAUAUCUCCAGCCUGGACCAUCCCUUUAAAAACAAGGUGAUGACAGAUCGCCCAAAUACAUGUACUAGCACUUUCCAGCAGUUUGAAAUGGUCCCAAUAACUCACACCAAACCUCACAAUAUUUUGUCCAUUACUUCAUGAACUGAUUUCAAAAUAUCCCAUCGUUCACGAGAGGAUACUAUUUUCAAGUUAUUAUUGAUGAAACCAGAAGAACAUACCACCCAGUAUUCCUCGAAAAACACUCAGCCUUAAACAAAAACAAAAAGGCUGCAUUUGCAUGGUAUUUAAAAUCCCCAUACGUUAAUGACCCUCUUUCAAGCCAUAUUGGGAGAACUAUUAUUGUAUCAGGAAGAUUCACAUUGAAAAUGAUUUUUUUUUUGUCAAUUUCGGUUGAAGACUACUUACGUACGUUUCAUACCUGAGUAGUCCUGAUGUAGGUUUCGUCAUUAUCAUUAAAACUGAUUUCCAGCCCCCAUAACAAACAUUCUUGAAAACUAGAGAGUUAAAAAGUUAAAUUUCGACUUUGCGGAUAUUGGUAUAUUUUAUAAGAUGCUAUGAAAUGUAUGUUAUAAUGGUGACUGCUAAGUCCUUCUCUUCUGCAGAAUAAUUCAUUUUGAUUUGAUAAAAGAUUUUAUUAUCAGUUCUUUGAUGGGAAUGGCAACUUCAGUCAUGAUUGCAUCAUGAAGUAUAAUGCUUGUUGCCGUUUUGAUGAUUUGAAUUUCAAUAGUGAACUUGAAAGAAUAAAAUAAUAAAAAUAAAUUCUAUUUUGAUUCAUUAAGACAUAAAACGAAAAUUGAAGAUUUUCAUCGGUGCAACGAAAGAGAUUUUAUUUUGUUCUGGCCGAAUUUAUUCGGCUUAAAUGUUUUAUUCAAAUGGGUAUACACGCCCAUGUUAACAGACAAUCUUAUCAUAUUGAUAUAAAACUAUUACAGGGUAUUGAAGUAUUAUUUUCGAUAAUGUUCAAUUCAAAACAGCAUUUCAAGAGAGUUGAUUUAUUUUUUUCUAAAAGAAAAUACGCUUGUGCAUAGGCUCCAUUACUCUAUUAAAUAUGUUUUAGCCGUAAAGAUUAUUCAUUGGAAAGUUUUAGACCAGUGGCUUGUGGCAUUCUAUUCCAGUGAUUUCAAACCGUGCAUAUGGAUUUUUUUUUUCAGAUGAAAUAAUUGAUAUUGAAAUAAAAAAUGGUUAAAUUUGCCGACAAUUUUGUCAUUUAUUCUAAGACCAGGGAAGCGUUUCAUCAAGAUUUUUGUCCGACAACUUGUCAGAUCUGACAUCUUUCCUUGAUUUUGAUUGGCUGUGAGGCACUGUUACUGUGGUAACUGUCGGAUAAAACAGGACUUGUCGGAUAAAACGUCCGACAAGUCCUUUCAUGAAACGCUCCCCAGAAGCAAUAUAUUCAUAAUUAUGUAAAUCAAAGGCAAGCGAUUAUUAAGCGCACUUUUUGGACAAAGUGUGGAUAGUAUUCGUCACUGUAUCUCUUACAAUUCGUGAAAACACGUGGCAACAUGAGAUGACCCUCUUUGUAUCCAUCUUGAGUAAAUACAGGUGAAGGCUCAGCCAUAAACAUGGUCGUUGAAGGAAAGUCAUUAUGUAAACGUAUUUCCACUUUAUUAUAGGCCUGUAAUGAUGGUACACAUUUGGGGCAUUUUGAUGACUGCAGAAUUAUAAGUUUGUAUUUUAUGAAGUUAAAGAAUAUGAUUUAUUUAAAUGCUCAUUGCAGCUGUUCAGUAAUUUGCUGCAUUAGACUUGAUGAUGUCUACUUCUAUGAGUAAUUACAGAUUUUACAACGAAUAUAUUAAAGAAUAUACGACUUGUAUAAUAUCUAAUACUCAGUAUUGGAAGGAAUGAAUAGUAUUGAAUCCAAAGUAUUUGCCAUUUUAAAUGUGCUCCUGGUAAUAAAUUGAGUUUCAUAUAAUUAUGUCGGUUUUUAUUUAAUGAAGCAUUCAUCGAAUUUAAACUAUUUCUUUUAAUUAUCAACACUUAUGUUAGUGCAACGGGUGAAGAAAAAAAAAUCUGUCUCGUACAUAUCAUUUUAUUCAAUGUUUUAAAUCAGACAGUUUGUAACGCAAUAGCCUUAUCUGGGACUACAUUUUUGUUUGUUCUAUGAAAAAGGGAAAACAAUGUCCGUCCCUUUGAACAAAAGGUGCAAGUGCGUCUGGGGAAGAGACUAUUUAUACACAUAAUAUAUUCUCAGAUGAGACCCUACGUUGUGUGAUGAUUACGUAACCAUGGUAACAGCGACAAACAUCCGUUCAGGAUUCACUCAUUUCCUAUUUACGUGGUCGAUUGAUCGUUUAAUUAAUUAGUCUUAUUUUUCAUCAAAGACAUACAUAGAUUUUGACUAAUUUGGUCUAUCCCUUUAAGGAGAUAUCACUGAUUGCGAUGUUCUCUCUUUACUAGUUAUUAAAAUACCUAGAUACCAAUCGGUAGUCAUGGAAACACAUUUGAGCAUAAUUAUUACAUGUUGUUUGACUUGUCCUUACCAAUUGUUUUUUGUACAGAAGAUGAUAAACAGCAAAUUAAUAAACGUACGUCACUGUACGAUUAUCACAAUCAA